Messenger RNA from Cyprinodon tularosa, 2693 nucleotides. RefSeq names its product UDP-Gal:betaGlcNAc beta 1,3-galactosyltransferase, polypeptide 4 (gene b3galt4). Lineage: Eukaryota; Metazoa; Chordata; Actinopteri; Cyprinodontiformes; Cyprinodontidae. Gene Ontology annotation, cellular component: membrane. Gene Ontology annotation, molecular function: N-acetyl-beta-D-glucosaminide beta-(1,3)-galactosyltransferase activity. The transcript has a single exon. The coding region runs from base 776 to 1891 and encodes 371 amino acids. The record is from RefSeq and is a predicted model, not a curated record.
CCCAAAGCCUCCAGGUAUGGAUAGGAUGACAAUAGGAGGAAAGAAAAGCCGCGUUUGCAGAGCGCAUCAUAUAAAAUUUAAUAUAUAUAUAGGCCUACAUAUAUGGAACCUUUUUUUGUAUCAUUAUUUGAAAAUUUUCUUCUCAUCUGUGAGGAACCGCACAAAAAAACGCUGUUUUUAUUGGACUCAGGACAGACUUGUGGGCGUCUGCUUAUAGAUCUUAUUCUUUACCCUGGAGGAGCUUCGCCAUUAUGAUUAAUAUUUGUUGAUGUAAGAUGAUGCAAUGUGGAUUUAAUAGAAAUUAUGGGAUUUCCCAACGAGGGGAUGUCUUUUUUUAAUCUAUGGAAAAUAAAAACGCACAUCAAAGAGACUGCGCAGCUGUAUGAUGCGGUGGAUUUUUUAAAAUUACCCAGAAAAUGGAUCGAUGCGCUGCAGCAGGAAAUCGGACGUCCCAUCGCUUCAAGGAGCAGAUUACUUUAACAAUUAAACGCCUUUACAUUUAAGGGACUAAGACUCUGCGCUGGGUUAUUAUCCGCCAGCUCUUUAUAACACUGAAAGUGUAAUAGAAGCAGAGAACUGUUGCAACGACAGCAGCAUUUGCGCAACUGCAUAUCCAUCAUUCUAAACGCAAAGAGAAAGGAGCAGCAUACCCAGAGGAAAAGACGCACCGCAACGAGCGCACGGCACAGGAUGCGUCUUCACGUCAAAUCAAGUUAAAAGGAAGCAGCCAGAUUUUUUUUUUUUUGUUUGUUUUUUUAAAGCAGGGGGGGGGGUGAUGACGGCGUUUAUGUUCGGAAGAGGAUUUUGCAAGCCCAGAUUUUGGAAGCGCGGAAGCAGGACCGGUGUCUUAUCGUCCCUUUGCGGGGUCCUGGCGUGCGCCGCGGUGUUGGCGCUGCUUUUCCUGGACUUUAUUGAGACGUGGGUCACCUCGAUGGGUAUGAGCGGGGCGGUGGAGACGCAUGCGGCCAUCAUCUCGCCCCAGAGCCUCCCUCAGUCCAAACCAGAGGAGUUUCUGCUCAUGCCCAGCCCGCUGGUGUGCCAGCGCGCCAAGCCUUACCUCAUCGCCUUGGUGACCUCUGCACCUGCAAAUCAGCGGGCACGCCAAGCCAUCCGAGACACCUGGGGAGGAGAGGUGGAGGUGAGAGGACUGAGGUUCAUGACCCUCUUCAUGGUUGGUGUUGCCACUGACCCCGGCCUGGGAAAGCUGCUGAUAGAAGAAGCCAGGGAGAAAGGGGACCUGAUCCAGGGCCGAUUUUUGGACUCCUACUCCAACCUCACCCUGAAGACCCUGGCCAUGCUUGGCUGGGUCCGCAGGUUCUGCCCUCAGGCUCAUUUCAUGGCCAAAGUGGAUGACGACGUUUUCUUUAAUCCCAGUGCUCUCCUUCACUUCUUAAACAAAAGCAGGAACCCUUAUGAGCAAGGAGAUUUGUAUCUUGGCAGAGUCCAUCUUCAUGUGGCCCCAAACCGUGAUCCAGACAGCAAGCAUUACCUCCCCUCUGGGGCCUACCCUUUGUCUGUGUUUCCUGACUAUUGCAGUGGUACAGCUUAUGUCUUUUCCCGCUCUGCCCUGCUUAAAGUUGCCCUUGCAGCCUCAGCAUCACCUCUAUCCACACCUUUACCUCCAGAGGAUGUGUUUGUUGGCCUCUGUGCAUAUGCUGCUGGGGUGCAGCCCUCACAUUGCCCUCUCUUCUCCGGGGGUCCACCUGUGCCAUACGGGCGCUGCUGCUAUCAGGCCAUGGUGUCUGUCCAUCAUAUCACUCCCAAGGAGAUGUUGGAUUAUUGGAAAGAUGUCCAUUCCUCCCCGCCCUGUUCCUGGCUGACUCAGCGUGCUUCUCUGGGGAUGUGCAAAGUCAGGGCGAUGCUGGGCUCAGCCCUGGGCCUGGAGGAUUGACUUAAAUUAGACUCAAGGGAACCUUGCCUCACACAGUUAUUCUACAAGCUGCGAAUCUACCUGCACUGAUAAUAUUUAUGCCUAUUGUCAUUAUUAGAUAUUUAUUUUUAUAAGAUUGUCACAUACAUUUUUUUUUUUUUUUUUAGAAAACCGGUAACCUCAGGAUUUCUAGUUCUUGGUCUGAGCAUCAAAAUUUGACAACAUGCAGCCGAGGAACAUUUACAAACAUGCUGCUUAUACAGCUGCUCAUGAUGAAUGCAUAUAGGAGAAAUGCUUUGAGACAAAGUACUUUGAAUAAUUAAAUGCUGCAAGCAUCGGCUAUUUACACACAAUCAGUCCAUUGCUAGAUCAUUUGACAGUAGGACUUAGUCUUAAAGCCUCCAUGCAUGUGCUGCAAAGCCAAAGCAAUAUAAUCAGAUCAAACAAAUCAAUUCUUGCGUGAAAACACUCUUCAGUACAAGUUCAUGUUAUAAAUUUUCUUUAGGCAAGAGAUUUAAAAGGAGGUACAAAGGAAAUUGACACACUAGAUGUAAAUAACCAGUUCAGGUGACAGUUUUUUCUCACGGUUUAUGUUGCAGCAAGUGACUCAAAGUGAUUCUAACACCUGUUAUACCAACAAAGAGCAGAUUUUAAACUGCUCAGAGUUAAAGUGCUCAGACUAGGCCGAAUCUCUGGUGUGCCUUGAUGAAAAAAAUGUUAGUUAGGAAAUGUAGGAUAUAUAUAUUUGCCAAGUUUUGGUUUUCCUUAUUUAUUUGUAUGAAUGGAAUUAUGACACCAAUAAACACCCACAUCCCAGGUAAAA